AGUGACGCUCUUUCUUUUUCACGGGUUCACCACACAACCAUUCCCAACGGGUUGACGCGCAGGGAGGGAUUUUACGCGCACCGCAACGGGAAGGGAAAGACAGAGAGGACUUGCAGCAGAAGCAGCAGCGAGGUUGAGAAAGUGAGAAAGAAGAGGGAGCGGUCGUCCAACUCACAGACUCCACCCUAAACCUCAGCCAGCGAACGGAGAGAGACCCGACGCAAUAAAAAUGAGUGGUUCCCACCCCCGCCAGCACCAGUCGGCUCAGCCCGCACUCAACGCCCUCUCCCCGGACAAAGACGCAGACAUGCCCGCUACAGAGAAGGACCUCGCCGAGGACGCCCCAUGGAAGAAGAUCCAACAGAACACGUUCACCCGCUGGUGUAAUGAGCAUCUGAAAUGCGUCAACAAGCGGAUCGCCAAUCUCCAGACCGACCUGAGCGAUGGUUUGCGCCUGAUCGGACUCUUGGAGGUCCUGAGUCAGAAAAAGAUGUUUCGGAAAUACAACCAGCGGCCCACCUUCCGACAGAUGCAACUAGAGAACGUCUCGGUGGCGCUCGAGUUUCUGGACAAGGAGAACAUCAAACUCGUGUCCAUAGACUCAAAAGCCAUCGUGGAUGGUAACCUGAAGCUUAUUUUGGGGAUGGUGUGGACUCUGAUUCUCCACUACUCCAUCUCCAUGCCCAUGUGGGACGAGGAGGAGGAAGGAGGAGGCGACGGGCAGCAGAAGACACCGAAGCAGAGGCUUCUGGGUUGGAUCCAGAACAAACUGCCAGAGAUCCCCAUCAACAACUUCAGCAGGGACUGGCAGAGUGGCAGAGCUUUGGGGGCACUGGUGGACAGCUGUGCUCCAGGUCUGUGUCCUGACUGGGACCAGUGGGAUCAGACAAAACCAGUGGACAACGCCCGGGAGGCCAUGCAGCAGGCUGAUGACUGGCUGGGCAUCCCUCAGGUGAUAACCCCAGAGGAGAUUGUUGACCCCAACGUAGAUGAACAUUCCGUGAUGACAUACCUGUCCCAGUUCCCCAAGUCCAAGCUGAAGCCUGGUGCACCCCUCCGCCCAAAACUGAACCCCAAAAAGGCCCGUGCAUACGGACCAGGUAUUGAGCCAACAGGUAAUGUUGUGAUGAAGAAGGCUGUGUUUACCGUGGAGACCAUUAGUGCUGGAAUGGGAGAGGUUCUGGUGUAUGUAGAGGACCCUGCUGGACACAGAGAGGAGGCUAAGGUGACAGCCAACAACGAUAAGAAUCGUACCUACUCCGUCUACUACAUCCCCAAGGUGACGGGGGCACACAAGGUGACUGUGCUGUUUGCAGGGCUCCACAUCAAUAAGAGUCCGUUCGAAGUGGAGGUGGGCAUGGCUCAGGGAGACAGCAGCAGAGCGACGGCUCAGGGACCUGGACUGGAACCAUCCGGGAACAUCGCAAACAAGACCACCUACUUUGACGUCUACACUGCAGGGGCUGGUGUGGGAGAAGUGGAGGUGGUUAUAAUGGACCCAGCAGGGAAGAAGGACACAGUGGUGUGUCAGAUCGAGGAUAAGGGGAACAGCUCAUACCGCUGCACCUACAAACCCAGCGUGGAGGGAACUCACACCAUCUACGUCACCUUCGCUGGGGGACAAAUCAGCAAGAGCCCCUUUACUGUCAACAUAGGAGAGGCAUGCAACCCCACCCUGGUCCGGGCUAAGGGGCGGGGCCUGCAGGCUAAAGGCCUCAGAGUGAAGGAGACGGCCGACUUCAGAGUUUUCACAAAAGGAGCCGGGACCGGAGAACUCAAAGUCACCAUCAAAGGACCAAAGGGUCUUGAGGAGCCUUGCAAGAAAAAGGAUCUUGGAGAUGGUGUGUUUGGGUUUGAGUAUUACCCCAGCACCCCUGGAACCUACAGCAUCACCAUCACCUGGGGAGGACAGCACAUCCACUGCAGCCCGUUGGAGGUGAAGGUUGGUUCGGAAGCAGGGCCACAGAAAGUGCGCGCCUGGGGGCCUGGCCUUGAGAGUGGCAUUGUGGGUAAAUCUGCCGACUUUGUUGUUGAGGCUGUCGGAGACAAUGUGGGAACACUGGGAUUCUCGGUGGAGGGGCCUUCCCAGGCGAAGAUAGAGUGUGUUGAUAAGGGCGAUGGGUCAUGUGAUGUGCGGUACUGGCCAAUGGAAGUGGGGGAGUAUGCCGUGCAUGUCCUCUGCAACAGUGAAGACAUCCAGCAUUCCCCCUUCAUGGCAGAGAUCACCGCUGCACCCAACAAGGAUUUCUACCCUGAGAAGGUGAAAGCCUAUGGCCCUGGUCUGCAGAGCAGUGGUCUGGCUGUGGGCAAACCAACAGACUUCACCGUCGAUGCCAAACUAGGAGGCAAAGCCCCUCUGAAGAUCCUGGCUCAGGAUGGUGAGGGAACCCCAGUAGAUGUCCAGGUGAAAGACAAUGGGAAUGGAACAUAUGCUUGUAGCUACACUCCCAGGAAACCUUUGAAACACACGGUCAUGGCGUCCUGGGGCGGGGUCAACAUUCCGGAGAGUCCGUUCAGGAUGUCCAUUGGGGCAGGCUGCCAUCCCAAUAAGGUCAAGGUGUCUGGUCCUGGAGUGGCCAAGACUGGACUCAAGGCUUUUGAACCAACGUACUUCACAGUGGACUGUGCUGAGGCCGGACAAGGUGACAUCAGUAUUGGUAUUAAAUGUGCUCCGGGUGUUGUGGGACCAGCAGAGGCAGACAUCGACUUUGACAUCAUCAGAAACGACAACGACACAUUUACUGUUAAAUACACCCCACCUGGGGCAGGUAGCUACACCAUCAUGGUCCUGUUUGCUGACCAGGCCAUACCCAUGACCCCCAUCCGGAUCAAAGUUGACCCUUCACACGACGCCAGCAAGGUCAAGGCCGAGGGACCAGGACUCAACCGCAGUGGUGUAGAGUUGGGUCAGCCGACUCACUUCAUGGUCAACACCAAGGCAGCCGGGAAAGCCAAGCUGGAUGCUGUGUUCUCUGGUCCAUCCAAAGGAGAAGCGGUCAAGGACUUUGAGAUCAUCAAUAACCAUGACAACACACAGACUGUGAAGUAUACUCCAGUCCAGCAGGGGCCCCUGGGAGUAGCUGUCACCUACGGAGGAGAUCCUAUUCCCAAGAGCCCCUUCACCAUCCCUGUGGCGCCCAGCCUUGACCUCAGCAAGAUUCAGGUGGAGGGACUUGGAGACAAAAUCACUGUGGGUAAGGACCAGGAAGUGACAGUGAAGUCCAAAGGAGCUGGAGGUCAAGGGAAGGUGGGAGCCAAGGUGACUGGGCCCUCUGGGAAACCUGUCACCAGCAAGGUGGAGCCCGGACUUAAACCAGAGACCAGUCAGGUCAAGUUUAUUCCUCGGGAGACAGGGCCAUAUCAGGUGGAACUGACCUAUGAUGGAGCUCCAAUCCCUGGGUCCCCCUUCAAACCUACCGCAUACCCCUCCACCGACGCCACCAAGGUGAAGUGUUCUGGGCCAGGGCUGGAGCGCGCCAAGGUGGGGGAGACUGGGGAGUUCGUGGUGGACUGUACCAGCGCCGGCCCGGCGGAACUCACCAUUGAGAUCAUCAGUGACAGCGGGACCGAGGCGGAGGUCCACAUUCAGGACAAUGGGGACGGAACCUACACCAUCACCUACAUCCCCCUGUACCCAGGCAGCUACACCCUCACCAUCCGCUAUGGCGGUCAGGAUGUACCCAACUACCCCGCUCGCCUCACUGUGGAGCCUGCUGUCGAUGCCAGCGGUGUCCGUGUCUUUGGACCGGGGGUGGAGGGCAAAGGCGUGUUCCGUGAGGCAACCACAGACUUCACAGUUGAUGCACGGGCCUUGACCCAGACUGGGGGUAACCACAUCAAGACCGUGAUCCAGAACCCAUCUGGAGCAGUUACUGAGGCUGUCAUCACAGACCGUAGAGAUGGAACCUACAACGUAGAAUACACUCCUUAUGAAGAGGGGCCUCACAGUGUGGAAGUGGCGUAUGAUCAGUCCCCGGUCCCCAAAAGUCCGUUCCGGGUGGCCGUGACAGAGGGGUGUGACCCAGCACGCGUGCGUGUUCACGGACCCGGUCUGGAGAGAGGCAUCACCAACAAGGCCAACAAGUUCACUGUUGAGACCCGUGGUGCCGGUACUGGAGGUUUGGGUCUGGCUGUGGAAGGGCCGUCUGAGGCCAAGAUGUCCUGCACCGACAACAAAGAUGGAAGCUGCAGUGUGGAAUACGUCCCCUAUGAAGCUGGGACAUACAACCUCAAUAUUACCUAUGGAGGACAGCCCAUCGCUGGAAGUCCAUUCCAGGUGCCUGUCAGUGACACAGUGGAUAGUUCAAAGGUGAAGUGCCAGGGGGCGGGACUUGGAACCAACGUGCGAGCCAACAUUCCACAGGCUUUCACAGUGGAUGCAUCUAAAGCUGGAGUCGCCCCUCUGCAAGUUAGAGUUCAAGGACCCAAAGGUGUGGUGGAGCCAGCUGAGGUGGUGGAUAACGGUGAUCAGACUCACACAGUGAACUACAUCCCGACCAGAGAGGGCCCUUACUCCAUCAACGUCCUGUAUGCUGACGAGGAGAUCCCACGCAGUCCUUACAAGGUCAAGGUUCUGCCGACCCAUGACGCCAGUAAGGUGCGGGCCAGUGGGCCGGGUCUCAACACUACCGGAGUCCCGGCAUCGUUGCCGGUUGAGUUCACCAUCGACGCCAAGGAUGCUGGUGAGGGCCUGCUGGCCGUGCAGAUCACUGAUCCCGAGGGGAAGCCUAAGAAGGCCAGUAUCCGUGACAACCAGGAUGGGACCUACCUGGUGUCCUAUGUGCCAGACAUGACUGGGCGUUACACCAUCCUGAUCAAGUAUGGAGGGGAUGAGAUCCCGUACUCGCCCUAUCGCAUCAGGGCCCUGCCCACUGGAGACGCCAGCAAGUGUACAGUCACAGUGUCAAUCGGCGGGCACGGCCUGGGAGCUGGUGUGGGUCCCACCAUCCAGAUUGGAGAACAGACUGUUAUCACUGUUGACGCAAAGGCUGCUGGGAAAGGAAAGGUGACGUGCAGUGUGUGUACGCCAGAAGGGGUGGAGGUGGAUGUAGAUGUGGUGGAGAAUCCUGAUGGGACCUUUGACAUCUUCUACACCGCCCCUCAACCUGGGGACUACUGCAUCUGUGUCCGCUUUGGAGGGGAGCACAUCCCCAACAGCCCCUUCCAGGUUACGGCAUUGGAAGGAACCCCCUCUGAUCAACUCCUCCAACAGCAACACAAACCCCAGUACUACAGUCAACAACCCUGGGCAACAGACCGCCCAAUGGGAAUGAAUGGUUUGGACGUGGCUGGACUUAGGCCAUUUGACCUGGUGAUCCCCUUCACCAUCCAGAAAGGAGAAAUUACAGGUGAUGUCCACAUGCCAUCUGGUAAGAGCGCCAAGCCCGCCAUCACUGACAACAAAGAUGGCACAGUAACGGUCAAAUAUGCGCCAACUGAAGCCGGCUUGCACGAGAUGGACAUUAAAUAUGACGGGAUACACAUUCCUGGCAGCCCCCUCCAGUUCUAUGUGGACUACCUGAACAGUGGGAAUGUGAGUGCGUACGGACCGGGUCUGAUCCAUGGAACCGUCAACAAACCUGCCGUUUUCACGGUCAACACAAAGGAUGCAGGAGAGGGUGGUUUGUCACUGGCGAUUGAGGGCCCGUCUAAAGCCGACAUUAGCUGUGUUGACAAUCAAGACGGUACCUGCUCUGUGUCCUACUUGCCGGUUCUACCUGGAGACUACAGCAUCCUGGUCAAAUACAACGACAAGCACAUCCCUGGGAGUCCCUUCUCUGCACACAUCACGGGUGACGACUCCAUGAGGAUGUCUCAUCUGAAAGUUGGCUCUGCUGCUGACAUCCCAUUGGACAUCGGAGAGCUAGAUCUGAGUCAGCUGACCGCCUCUCUGACCACGCCCUCAGGCAGAGAGGAACCCUGUCACCUUAAGAUGCUGCGUAACGGACACGUCGGCAUCUCAUUUGUUCCCAAGGAGACUGGAGAGCAUCUGGUGAACAUAAAGAAGAACGGACGCCAUAUUCCAAGCAGCCCCAUUGCCGUGAUGAUCAGCCAAUCGGAGAUUGGCGAUGCUAGCCGGGUCCGUGUCACUGGCCCGGGCCUCAGUGAGGCCAAAACCUUUGAACCUGCGGAGUUCAUCAUUGACACGCGUGAAGCAGGCUACGGGGGUCUGAGUCUGUCCAUUGAGGGACCCAGUAAAGUUGACAUCAACACGGAGGACCAGGAUGACGGCACCUGCAAAGUGACCUACUGCCCCACUGAACCAGGAAAUUACAUCAUCAACAUCAAGUUUGCUGAUCAGCAUGUACCAGGGAGCGCGUUCACCGUCAAGGUGACAGGAGAAGGUCGGAUUAAGGAGAGCAUCACCAGGAAGAAGAGGGCCGCGUCCGUUGCUAAUGUGGGCAGCCAGUGUGACCUCAGUCUCAAGAUCCCAGAAAUCAGCAUAGCAGACAUGACGGCCCAGGUCACCAGUCCAUCUGGCCACGUCCACAAGGCCCACAUCAUGGAGGGAGAGAACAACACCUACUGCAUUCGCUUCGUUCCCACGGAGACUGGCGUGCACACUGUGUGUGUGAAGUACGCGGGCGUGCAUGUGCCUGGCAGCCCCUUCCAGUUCACGGUGGGACCCCUCGGGGAGGGAGGGGCGCACAAGGUCCGUGCCGGAGGUCCUGGGCUGGAGAGAGCCGAAGCUGGAUUACCAGCUGAGUUUAGUAUCUGGACUCGGGAGGCUGGAGCGGGGGGGCUCAGCAUCGCUGUAGAGGGGCCCAGUAAAGCAGAGAUCGCCUUUGAGGACCGUAAGGAUGGAUCCAGCGGAGUGUCUUACAUCGUCCAGGAGCCAGGAGACUAUGAGGUGUCUAUUCGCUUCAACGACGAGCACAUCCCUGACAGCCCCUUCGUGGUUCCUGUGGCGUCACCCUCUGAUGAGGCCAAACGCCUCACUGUUGCCAGUCUUCAGGAGUCGGGGUUGAAGGUCAACCACCCAGCAUCCUUUGCUGUGAGCCUUAAUGGAGCGAAGGGACAGAUUGAUGCUAAAGUCCACUCUCCUUCUGGAGCCCUGGAGGACUGCUGUGUUACAGAACUAGACCAAGAUAAGUAUGCUGUACGGUUCAUUCCCAGAGAAAACGGUCUCUAUCUGAUUGAUGUGAAGUUCAAUGGUAGUCACAUCCCUGGCAGCCCCUUCAAAAUCAGAGUUGGGGAGACUGGCCAGGCAGGGGACCCCGGGAUGGUGACGGCCUAUGGAUCCGGACUGGAGGGAGGCACCACCGGGACGGCCUGCGAGUUUGUGGUCAACACCAGUACAGCAGGUCCAGGGGCUCUGGCGGUGACCAUCGACGGCCCAUCCAAGGUGAAGAUGGACUGUGUGGAGUGUCCGGAGGGGUACAAGGUGACCUACACCCCCAUGGCUCCUGGGAACUAUCUCAUCUCCAUCAGAUAUGGGGGACCCUACCACAUCGUCGGUUCCCCAUUCAAGGCUAAGAUCACUGGCUCCAAGCUGGUCAGCAGCCACAGCAACCAUGAGACAUCUAGCGUCAUGGUUGACCCGGUGACUCGCCAGGUCAGCUCCUCCCACCAGGGAGCUCCAAGCCAAUCAGACGCCAGCCGUGUGACAGCCAAGGGUCUCGGCCUAUCAAAGGGUUUCAUUGGCCAGAAGAACAAUUUCAGCGUUGACUGCAGCAAAGCAGGUCGUAACAUGUUGUUGGUGGGUGUGGACGGGCCCAGGGUUCCCUGUGAGGAGGUUCUGGUGAGACAUCUUGGGAACCGUGUCUAUAAUGUCUCCUACCAGCUGAAGGAGAAGGGAGAGUACAUUCUGGUGGUGAAGUGGGGAGACCAGCACAUUCCUGGCAGCCCUUACCACAUCACUGUCUAGACCAAUCACAAUCUAAUACAAUACUGUGUAGACCAAUGGGAAAUCAGAACCCUCCAAACUAGCCCAGUGGUUUCUAGACCAAUCUGAGUUUAUACAUCAUAUCCUGAACAAUAAUGCAUAAACACUGAAUAUUCCUUCAUCCCUCUCUUUGCCCCAUCUUAACAACCCCUCCCCCAUCAUAAUCAUUAGUCAUAGAGAGGGGAAACAUGCACCUUUGUAUUACUGUAAACUAGCUUAGCAAAAUGUCCCUUCUUCCCCACGCAGUGUUUAUCUGCUGGCUAGCUUAGCAUAGUAUAGUAUUGGUUUACAGGUUAGCCUAGCGUAGUGUUGUUAUAGAGGUUAGCAUAGUAUAUUGUUUUAGAGAUUAGCCUAAUGCUAGUCCCAUGUGUGUUCAAAAUGCUAACUCUUAACACGUUUGUUUUCGCUGCUGCUAGUUUGGUCUGGUGUUAGCUUGUUUUAACCAUAACAGUCAUGCAAGUGAGUUGUCUAGUCCCCCCAACACAAACACACCCUGCUUACUAGCUUCUUACUCAGUAUUCCAGAACAAAGAACCUUGUCUGUUUACGGGCUUUAAAGGGUGUGAGACAGUAUUUUGAUAAACAAUAAAGAUGUCUUUAAGUAUUUUCCUUCAA
Esox lucius (northern pike) is the source of this 8499-nucleotide messenger RNA. RefSeq names its product filamin A, alpha (actin binding protein 280) (gene flna). The coding region runs from base 230 to 7867 and encodes 2545 amino acids. Lineage: Eukaryota; Metazoa; Chordata; Actinopteri; Esociformes; Esocidae. The record is from RefSeq and is a predicted model, not a curated record. Gene Ontology annotation, biological process: actin cytoskeleton organization. The transcript has 48 exons. Gene Ontology annotation, molecular function: actin filament binding.